Messenger RNA from Rasamsonia emersonii CBS 393.64, 1404 nucleotides. RefSeq lists its product as uncharacterized. Bases 1 to 1404 code for a protein of 467 amino acids. The record is from RefSeq and is a predicted model, not a curated record. Gene Ontology annotation, biological process: transmembrane transport. The transcript has 2 exons. Gene Ontology annotation, cellular component: brush border membrane. Gene Ontology annotation, molecular function: transmembrane transporter activity. NCBI's taxonomy places the organism in Eukaryota, Fungi, Ascomycota, Eurotiomycetes, Eurotiales, Trichocomaceae.
AUGGCGUCGACAUCGUCAACAGCCCUGUCGAGCAACCAGAACCAGCGGAAGAAGGUGUUGAGGGUGAUUUUCAUCUCUCUUCUCUUGGACUUGAUCUCCUUCACCUUCAUCCUCCCCCUCUUCCCCUCCCUGCUCAACUUCUACCGACAGCGCGACCCCUCGCCAACCUCCCUCCUGAACCGCAUCUUCCACUACCUCAACACCUACAAGAACGCCUUCGCCAAGCCGAUCGAUUCCCGCUAUGAUAUCGUCCUGCUGGGCGGCGCGCUGGGCUCGCUCUUCUCGUUGCUGCAGGCCAUCGCCGCGCCGGUCAUCGGCCGUCUCUCUGACCAGCACGGUCGCCGCACGGCGCUGCUGUGGUCCAUGGCCGGCAACAUCCUCAGCGUGGCGCUGUGGGUGGCCGCGACGGAUUUCCGCACUUUCCUCGCCAGUCGCAUCGUCGGCGGCCUGAGCGAGGGCAACGUCCAGCUUGCCAAUGCGAUCGCGACGGAUAUCAGCGAUGAGAGCCAGCGCGGCUCGACUAUGGCCAUGGUGGGCGCCUGCUUCAGCAUCGCCUUCACCUGUGGCCCGGCGCUGGGGGCCGCGCUGGCGAACAUCACCACCAUCGCUGCGAACCCGUUCGCGACCGCCGCGGGCUUCUCGCUGUUUUUGAUCGUCCUGGAGACGCUGUAUCUGUAUCUGUAUCUGCCCGAGACGCAUCCAAAGCUUGUCCGGCGGGAAGACAAGGCUUCGAAAGAGGAACCUGCCACUUCGAACGAUGCACCCGAAAGCAAAAACCAACGCCAAAGCACGACCAAACAAACGACCUCCGGCAAGAAAGACCGACAGUAUACAAACCACCCCGCCCUGCUGAACCUGGUGCAUCUGCUCUUCCUCCUCCCCUUCUCAGGCAUGGAGUUCUCCCUCCCCUUCCUGACCGCGACUCUGGUCGACGAGACCAACAAGACGAUAAACCCGUCCGCCCUGAACGGGCGCAUCCUCUCGGUCAUGGGCCUGAUCGCCUCGCUCCUCCAAGGCACAGUCGUGCGCCGCCUCCCUCCGCUACUGACGAUCCGCAUCGGCGUCCUCUCCUGCACGAUGGCAUUCUUCCUCCUGGGAAGAAUCACCUCCCUGUCCGGCCUCUACGCCGCAGCAUGUUUCCUGGCCGUCACCAGCGCCACCGUCGUCACGGGCCUCAACAGCCUGGGCAGUUUCGAGGCCGACGAAAGCGAGCGCGGCGUCGUCCUCGGCCGUCUGCGCAGCUGGGGCCAGGUCGGCCGCGCGGCGGGACCCGUCGUCUUCUGCUCGUUUUUCUGGUGGGUGGGGAGAGAGGUCGCGUAUACGGCUGGCGGGGUGGUGAUGUUGGGCGUGUGCGCGAUUGUGUUUGGGGGGUUGAGGACUCCUGUCAGGAGGAAGACUGACUAG